Acanthochromis polyacanthus (spiny chromis) is the source of this 4021-nucleotide messenger RNA. RefSeq names its product protein phosphatase 1, regulatory subunit 10 (gene ppp1r10). Bases 316 to 2751 code for a protein of 811 amino acids. Gene Ontology annotation, cellular component: nucleus. The transcript is spliced from 19 exons. Lineage: Eukaryota; Metazoa; Chordata; Actinopteri; Pomacentridae. Gene Ontology annotation, molecular function: metal ion binding. The record is from RefSeq and is a predicted model, not a curated record.
CUUGGAGCUCAUUCCUGGAUUUGGUGAAAGGUAUGAAUUUGCAUUGCUGAAGACUGAACCGUCGAGGACUUCGAACAACUCUACCCAAAUUCAUAUUUUUUCUUCAAGUAAUGGACAUUUGAUUACUAUUUUUGCCUCCAAUUUGUUCCUGAAGGAAAAGCUAGCAUUUAGCUAUCACAGCCCCACCCACAAGAAGUAUUUCAGUUAUUAAACCAUGAAGGUUGACGACAUAAACGUGAUGAAAUAAGAGAUAUAAGUGCCUGAAAAGCAUACUAUAAUAUACUGGAGACGCUGAGGACCUAUAGUAUCAAUAAUAUGGCGGGGGGACCUGUAGACCCCAGAGAGAUUUUGAAAGGUGUAGAAGCUUUGCUAGGAAAGGAUGGAGAGCUCCGCAGCCUGGAAGGAGUCCCAAAGGUGUUUAGCUUAAUGAAAGCUUCAACUAAGAUGGUCAGUAGAUGUAUGUAUCUGAACAUACUGCUGCAGACGAAAUCCCAUGAUGUUCUUAACAGGUUUAUCAGAGUUGGUGGCUACAGGCUUCUCAAUUCCUGGCUCACCUACUCCAAAACCUCUAACAACACACCUCUGCUUCAGCUCAUCCUGCUCACACUACAGAAAUUGCCUCUCAAAGUAGAUCACCUCAAACAGAACAAUACAGCCAAGCUGGUGAAGCAGCUGAGCAAGAGUGCAGAGACCGACGACCUAAGGAAGUUGGCAGCUGUGCUGGUUGAUGGCUGGAUGGCUACAAUCCGCUCACAGAGUGUCUCUAGCAGUGGCACCUCUCCUGCUGAUAAGAAAAAGAAGAAGGAGGAGAGCAAGGUGCUUGUGCGGGAUGUGAAGGAAAAGAGUGUCGAAGAGGAGAAAAAGAAAGAGAAACCUAAAGCUCAUGCACCCAGCCACGCAAAGAUUCGUUCCAUAGGUUUGGAGAUUGAGUCUCCUAACCCAAUGCCUACUAAGAAAACACCCACUGCCCCACAGCUGGGUGACAAGUACAACAUCAAGCCUCCAGUACUCAAGAGGCCAAGCUCUGGCCCAUCAGAUGCUCCACCUCUGGAGAAAAAAUACAAACCUUUAAAUAUGCCCUCUAACUCUGCCAAAGAAAUUAAAGUUAAGAUUAUUCCAGCACAGCCAAUGGAGUGCACAGGUUUCCUAGAUGCUCUGAACUCUGCCCCAGUGCCUGGGAUCAAGAUCAAGAAGAAGAAACCUAAUGCCAACACUGCAUCUAAUACCAAGGCUGUCUCCCCCACAUCUAACAAGGCAAGUCCAUUUGAUAGCAAACCUUCUGCAUAUUCGUCGUCUUCUGCUAAACCAUCAUCUCCAGAAGCUGCUUCUUCCACCACUGCUGCUGAUGAAAACCAGGAACCAGAGCAGCCUGGGACCCCUGUUCCCUCGGAGGACCCAGAGGCCUCUGACAACGGUGAGAAGCCUAAUGCUCUGGCAGAACCACAUGGAGAAGAAGAAAGCCUAACCAAGAAGGGCAAGAAGAAGAAGACGGUUCAUUGGGCUGAAGAGGAGCAGCUGAAGCACUAUUUCUACUUUGAUCUAGAUGAGACAGAGAGAGUCAACGUCAACAAGAUCAAGGACUUCGGUGAGGCUGCCAAACGAGAGCUGAUGAUGGACAGGCAAACAUUUGAGAUGGCUCGUCGACUUUCCCAUGACACCAUGGAAGAAAGGGUCCCUUGGUCACCCCCAAGACCCCUGACACUGGCUGGCAGUCUGGUUGUCUCUGGGGCAUACAGCACAGAGAAACUCACCCAAAGAGACCGUGAGAUGGGCAUCCUGCAAGAGAUAUUCCUCAGCAAAGAGAGUGUGCCGGACAGUCCACAUGAACCAGAUCCAGAGCCUUAUGAACCCAUGCCGCCUCGUCUUAUCCCACUGGAUGAGGACUCCUCCAUGAUGGAUGAUGGCUAUGUUGAGCCCAUGGAGACCACAUCACAACAGGGUUCUGGCACAGCCCAGAAUGAGACCUCAAAGCUGCCCCCUGUCCUGGCCAACCUCAUGGACAACCUUAGCAACAGCUCACGCAGCCCGCAAGCAACCAACACUGUCACCAACACUGUGGCUCCAUCUGUCAAUGUACAGGAGCUGCUCUCCUCCAUCAUGGGUGCUUCUGGCAGCCAGUCAACUGAAGAUUUAAUAAAGCAGCCGGACUUUUCUGAUAAGAUUAAACAGUUACUGGGUUCCCUGCAGCAGACUCAGAACCAGAACCAGAGUGGACCUCCUCCAGCCAACCAGGGUCUUCUGGGACAUGGUCCAGGCAUGAACAACAUAAACAACAUGAACAACAUGCACAUGCAAAUGCCAAUGAAUGGUGGCUACCCUUCCAACAACCCACCUGGUGGUCCCCGUUUUAACCACCCUCUGCCCCCUCACCACGGACCACCAUUCAACGCCGGGGGUGGCCCACGCAUGAUGGGGCCACCGCCAAGUCAGGGCAGAGGAGAUAAUAGCAACUACUGGGGAGACGAGGCCAUGAGAGGAGGACCCCACAGAGGGGGUCAUUUCCACCGAGGAGGCCGGGGGCGAGGAGGAGAUCUAGGCUUUAGGGGCAGAGGACGAGGAGGGCCCAGAGGAGGGCACAACAAUAUGAACGACAUGUCCAAGAGGCCUAUAUGUCGUCACUUCAUGAUGAAGGGAAGCUGCAGGUAUGAGAGCAACUGUGCUUUCUACCACCCUGGUGUAAAUGGACCACCACUGCCCCCCAACUACCCAGCGAACAACCAACACAACCAGCACCCACAGCACAGCCACUAGAUGGCAGUGUUGCAAGCCGGUGAAUGACUGUUGGCUGCUGGAACAGCCGUUCUCUGUGAUCACAUCAGUGCAGGGUGUCAGGACUGCAGUUUAAGACACAGGCACAGAAAGAGUUACUGUCCUUUACUCUGAAGUUUCUGAAGUCAUUAUGCAGGUGACUUACUUGAAUAAGUGAGCCCUGCCUCAGCUGAUGGAGAACAAAUGAGAAAACACAGGAGUGUAAAUUAGGGACUCAAAGGCUGUGAGAUGAUCGAUGAUGGGACUGUGCUUUUAUUGUGAUUAUUUUUAACAGUGUGACUGAAUCAAGCCACUGCAUUUGACCACUAUUGCUGAGUUGCUGCAACUAGCUUCCUAUCUCUGUUGUCACUCGUCACCCCACUAACAUGGUUGACCAAAUGGAUAUGUCCUUCAGCUGAAAGCUUUCCACUUGAGUGAAAGUCCCUUUUACUGUGGCUGUUCUGUGUUCAGAAGGUGAUAUUGCUUUCCUAUUUUCUGUAGUUUUGUUACUUCAUUAAUGAGGUUUGUAAAAACGAAGCUGAAAUAUUUCCCUUCCUUCGUGAUUAUUAAAUGUAAAACAGAGUUUAGGAACACUUUAUAAUGACAAAGGUAAACAGAACUUUGCCACAUAUAUAAUUUACUAAAACUUGGUCUGAAAAAUAAUGACAUAUAAGCUACUUAACUGUGCCCAGUUUUAAAAAUAUCUGCAAUGAACUGUGCUGACCUGCCUGAAGGGCCUUGCUUUUUACUUACAGCAGCUGGUAUUGAAUGUGAAACAGUGAUAUGGAAGCAACAGCAGUGUGAGUUCUUUGUAAAACUUGCAUUGCGUGCAUCUGGGCUCAGCAGCUAACGGUCCAAACGUUGUGUGUGUGUGUGUGUGUGAGGAAGGAUGAGUAUGAGCGAGACAAUCAGGGCAUACUGUGGUCCUGUCAGAAGAACAGUUUCUCCUUGAUCCAAGAGCUGCUGCCUGUAGUGUCUGUACUCAUCUGGUUUGUGUUGUCAGUGUUAAAGACAGGAAUGGUGAAUCCUUCUGUGAGUCACAUAUUGUUUUCUGUGAAAACAAAAAAUUUUGCGUCUCUUGUGGGACUGUAAGAAUGUAAUUUUUCUUCUUGUUCAUCCACCUUAUUUUUUUUUUGAUAAAACUUAUUGUUUCCCCAUUUUCAGGUGGGUUCAUUUUUUGUCAGCAUGAUGUUUGUAUGAAUACAGAACUCAUACACAUGUUUUCAGUUGAAUUCUUUUGUACGCAGUGCAUUGAAUAAAUGUGGAAAUAUAA